This is a messenger RNA of Pelagomonas calceolata, 940 nucleotides long. The record is from the annotation of a GenBank genome assembly. Lineage: Eukaryota; Pelagophyceae; Pelagomonadales; Pelagomonadaceae.
UGCUGCUCCCGCAGCGCUAAUUUGCACGACCAGCGUGCACCAGAGGCAGCCCGCAUAGCACCAUGGCCGAGUCCACGAAGGAGCUGACCGAAGACGGCGCGAAGGUCACGACCGUAGCCGAGGGCGCCGAGGCUACCGCCGCGCCUCCGGCGGAACCGGGCCGCACCAUCAUCAUCCUCUUCGGCCCGCCGGGCUCGGGCAAGGGCACACAAGCUCCCAGGAUCGUGGACGCGUUAGGUACGCCCCAGUUAUCCACGGGGGACAUGCUGCGCGCGGCCGUCGCGGCCGGGACGGAAGUAGGAAAAAAAGCUGAUGAAGUGAUGAAGAGCGGCGCGUUGGUCGAUGACGACCUCGUGGCGGCGAUCAUCAAGGAUAGGAUCGCUGCUGAUGAUUGCAAGGGCGGGUUUUUGCUCGACGGCUUCCCGCGGACCGUCGGCCAGGCGGAGAAGCUAGAUGCCAUCCUCAAGGAGACGAACGAAAGCGUGAGCAUGGUUUUGAGACUAUGUGUCCCGGACGAAGACUUGGAGGCUCGCAUCUGCGGCCGCUGGAUCCACCAGGCUUCUGGCAGGUCGUACCACGCGACCAAUAAAAAGCCCAAGUCCCUGCCCGACGGCGCGGAGCCCAGCGCCGAGAACAUGCUGGAUGAUGAGACGAACGAGCCGCUCAUGCAGCGCAAGGACGACACGAAGGAAGCGCUCGUCGAGCGCCUCAAGGGCUACCACGAGAUGACGACGCCUUUACUCGACCACUACAAGGCCGUCGUCAAGGAGGUCGACGCGGCGAAAGCUCCCGCCGAGAUCGGGCCCCAGAUCGACGAGCUCGUCGCGCCGUACAAGAAGUGAGAUCCUAUCCGCCUAAGUUCUUGAGCCUUACUUCUUCGCGGCGGCGGCGUCAGGUGGCGCCUCCUCUCUGGACUCUUUUCAUAACAUAUCAGUACGCG